GCAUUUGAGAUUCCGAGGCCACGCCACGAACUAGUAAAUAGUAGUAAUUAUGUUUAUUAUUAUUCUGUGGCUUUGUCAGCUAAGCCUGUAGUUUUAAAAUAAGAUUUUGUUAAACUGCGGUCUUUUCUUGUUAGUUAUUUGAAUUAAAGAAUGAGAAAUGGAUUAUGAUAGCCCUAUUAUAUACGGACUUGAGUUUCAAGCGAGAAGUCUGGCGUCGCAGCUUGCGGAAUCCGAUGCAGUGAGGUUCAUGAUCGGAACUCAGUCGCUGAAACUCUCCAGCAACCAGGUGCACAUCGUGGAGGUGAACGAGGAGAACGGGCUGCUCAAUACUCAGAUCUUUCAGCACGGCGAGGGAGAAGUGUGGUCGAUAACUGCGUCGCCGAGCGACGCAGACGUCAUAGCCACGUGCUACAACACACUCGCAGAUGACAACACGUGCUGCAUGCGUAGCACCAUCUGGCGAGUUCCGCAGCAGCCUGAAGCUGGCGAAGCCCCGGCGUCACUAGAGCAGCUGGCGCAGCUCGACACGGAGAAGCUGGGUCGGGACGUGCGGAUCACAGCGUUCCAUCCCAGUGACGGCUCGAGGGCAGUGUCCGUCGUCGACAACCACUUCGUCCUCUGGGACCUCUCGGCUGGAGACGGCAAGGAGGUGUGCUCGGGCCUGCUGGAAGGGAAGGGCCAGCCCAGGUUCACGACGGGCAAGUGGAACCCUCACCAGAACUGCUCCCAGUUCGUGACGGCCAACGACGGCCACAUCAGGAGCUGGGACCUGCGCUCCCCGCAGGAGCAGGCGUGGGCGAUAGAGGCCGCGCACAGCCAGUUGGUCCGGGACCUGGAUUUCAACCCCAACAAGCAGUACUACCUUGCAACCUGCGGGGACGACGGUUGCUCCAAGUUCUGGGAUGUCCGGAAAGCCACGGAGCCUCUGGUCACACGCUCUGACCAUUCACACUGGGUGUGGAGCAUUCGCUUCAACCACUUCCAUGACCAGCUGGUGCUCACGAGUAGCAGCGAUUCCAGUGUGAUUCUCACCAGCAUUGCAUCCAUCUCAUCCGAGCCCCUCACCAACAUUACGGAUGGUGACGAAGGACAGACGGAACAGAAAGACAAGUUGGAAGACGGAGUGCUGGCUCGCUACGACGAGCACGAAGACUCAGUGUACAGUGCAGAAUGGUCCUCUGCCGAUCCUUGGACCUUCGCCUCUCUCAGUUACGACGGAAGGCUGGUCAUCAACCAUGUUCCGAGAGCUGCCAAGUACCGUAUCCUGCUGUAAGAGACGGGAAUACGCAUCAACAAAUAGGCUUUUGAAUUUUUAUGUUAUGUGGUUUUGUUUGUUUAUAGUAUUUAUUAAAGAAAAUCCUAUUCUCUUUUA
Bacillus rossius redtenbacheri is the source of this 1372-nucleotide messenger RNA. Its product is annotated as EARP-interacting protein homolog. Gene Ontology annotation, molecular function: protein binding. NCBI's taxonomy places the organism in Eukaryota, Metazoa, Arthropoda, Insecta, Phasmatodea, Bacillidae. The transcript is spliced from 7 exons. Gene Ontology annotation, biological process: protein ubiquitination. The coding region runs from base 158 to 1273 and encodes 371 amino acids. The record is from RefSeq and is a predicted model, not a curated record.